Molecule: messenger RNA, 477 nt
Organism: Capsicum annuum
Lineage: Eukaryota; Viridiplantae; Streptophyta; Magnoliopsida; Solanales; Solanaceae
Exons: 2
Coding region: 1-477 (158 amino acids)
Source: RefSeq, a predicted model, not a curated record
AUGAAAGAGGAGAUCGAUGCAUUACAGGAAAAUCAAACUUGGGAGCUCAUGCCGAAGCCAAGAGAUCUUAAACCGAUUUCUUGCAAAUGGGUUUAUAAAGUGAAGUGCCGUACGGAUGGUUCUGUUGAAAGAAACAAAGCUCGUUUGGUGGCUCGGGGUUUUUCUCAAAAAUAUGAACUAGACUAUGAUGAAACCUUCAGUCCAGUAGCCAAGUUCACAACAUUGUGUGCAUUAUUGGCGCUUGCAGCAAGCAAAGAUUGGAAGUUAGGGCACAGGGAACUGGAUAGGGAUAUUUACAUGACUCAGCCAUGCCAUACUUAUUGUGGCUUAAACUACACCAUUCAGCAAGUCAGUGCUCAAACGUACACGAAAACUGUGACUAAUGUUGGUGAGGCAAAUUCUAUUUACAUAGUUCAAGUAAUUGAAGUUGCAGGCGUCGCGUUGAGUGUUAAGCCUAGAAGUCGUCCUAUCAAGUAA